AUGGCAGCAGCAGCCUCCGCCCGGCGUCCCCGGCCGCGCUUCCGUCCCCGCGAGCCGCAGGGGAUGAUGUCAGUGGGACGAGCGCAGGGAGAUGGGCACGGGCAGCCACAGGAGGUCAACUCAGAGGACCAGGUGGUGGAGCAGACCGAGGAGGUGUUCCGGAGCUACGCCUUCUACCGCUACCAGCAGGAGCGAGAGGAGCGAGGGGAGGAGGCGCCCACGGACCCCGAGAUCGCGGAGAUUCAGCGGGAGCCGGACAGCAUGGGCACGCAGGUGGGACGGCGCCUGGCCAUCAUCGGCGACGACAUCUACAAGCGUUACGACGCGGAGUUUCGCUGCAUGCUGGAAUCCUUGCAGCCCAACAAGGAGAACAUCUACAAUUACUUCACCAGGAUAGCCUCCAGCCUGUUCGAGAGCGGCAUUAACUGGGGCCGGGUGAUCGCGCUGCUGGGCUUCGGGUACCGCAUGGCCAUCCACGUGUACCAGCACGGCAUACCCGGCUUCCUGCGCUGGAUCGCCCGCUACGUGGCCGAGUUCAUGCUGCGCAACCACAUCGCCCAGUGGAUCGCCCAGCAGGGAGGAUGGGUGGCUGCACUCGAUCUGGAUAAUGUUUACGUGAAGUAUAUGAUGGUGGUGCUGGCCCUGGUCUUGGUGGGGCAUUUAGUGGUACGACGCUUCUUCAGGUCCUGACUGACGCGGGGACACAGGCUGGGGGGUCCGGCUAAGCGCUCUCUCAAAUCUCUGCUCUGCAAUAACGACGUCUCCCAAGAGGGGAGGAUUCCAAGAACCUCAGAGAGAGGGAGCAGCUUGGACCUAUGACCCUUCCACCGCAGGGCCCAGGGUCUCUGUCAUUCAUGGAGGCACCACCAGGAGCUAC
Messenger RNA from Tinamus guttatus (white-throated tinamou), 877 nucleotides. NCBI's taxonomy places the organism in Eukaryota, Metazoa, Chordata, Aves, Tinamiformes, Tinamidae. The record is from RefSeq and is a predicted model, not a curated record.